Capsicum annuum is the source of this 1353-nucleotide messenger RNA. RefSeq lists its product as uncharacterized. The transcript is spliced from 3 exons. The coding region runs from base 1 to 1353 and encodes 450 amino acids. Lineage: Eukaryota; Viridiplantae; Streptophyta; Magnoliopsida; Solanales; Solanaceae. The record is from RefSeq and is a predicted model, not a curated record.
AUGGCAAUUUGCAAAUGGGCUGGAUACCCUGAUCUUUUCAUCAGAUUUACUUGCAAUCCAAAAUGGCCAGAGGUUGCUAGAUUUGGGAAGUGUAGGCAAUUGUCUGCAGAAGAUCGUCUAGACAUUUUAACAAGGAUUUUCAAAAUCAAAUUGGAUCAAUUGCUAAAAGAUCUACGAGACAAUAAAGUUUUUGGUGAAGUAAAAGCAGUAGAAUUGCCUGACAAUUUAGUUGAUCCUCAAUAUUAUGCGGCUGUUACAAAUUUAAUGAUUCAUGGACCAUCAAGAAAAUCUUCUCCUUGCAUGCAAAAUAGCAAAUGUACAAAGCACUUUCCAAAAAAAUUUGUGGAUUCAACCACAGUUGAUGAUGAAGGGUAUCCUAUAUAUAAAAGAAGGGAUAAUGGAAAAUCUACAAAGAGAGCAGGUAGUGAUUUAGAUAAUAGGUAUGUUGUGCCACACAAUAGAUUCUUAUUAUUGAAAUAUGGUGCACAUAUUAAUGUGGAAUGGUGCAACCAAUCAAGGUCCAUUAAAUACUUAUUUAAGUAUGUUAAUAAUAAAGGCCAUGAUCGUGUAACCGCUGCUUUUUCUCAAAGUGGAAAUACUGAUGACUCAAGAAUUAUUGAUGAAAUAAAUAUGUAUUGUGAUUGUCGGUAUAUAUCGCCAUGUGAAGCAGCUUGGAGAAUUUUUAACUUCCCGAUCCAUCACAGAGAACCAUCUGUAGAAAGGUUAUCCUUUCAUUUGGAAGGCAAUCAAAAUGUCAUAUUUUCAAAUGAUGAUCGGAUUGAUGCAGUAGUUAACAGACCAACUGUAAAGGAAUCAAUGUUUUUAAAGUGGUUUGAGGCAAAUAAGGAAUUUCCUAAAGAAAGAGAGCUAACAUAUGCAAAAUUUCCUCUAAAGUUUGUAUGGAAUCAACAAUCGAAGAAAUGGAAAAAAAGACAAACAUCUGCAUUUUCUAUUGGCAGAAUUUUCUUUGUUCCCCCGGGAUCUGGAGAGCAAUAUUACCUUAGAUUGUUGCUGAAUGUUAUUAAAGGUCCAACAUCCUAUGAGGAUCUUAGAAAAAUAAAUGGUCAUGAUUAUAACACUUUCAGGGAUGCAUGUUAUGCUUUAGGUUUAUUGGACGAUGACAGAGAGUAUGUGGAUGCUAUAGUGGAAGCAAAAUUUAACCUAGCAGAUGAUGAUCUGAAAAAUCUUUUCUUGCAAAAGAUUGAGCACUUUUUAAAAGGUUAUGGAAGAAGUUUUCUUGAUUUUCCAACAAUGCCAAUGCCUGUAUAUAACGAGGAAGAGGUUGACCAGAAUAAUAGAUUAAUCUGUGAUGAAAUGCGUUAUAACAGACGAGCUUUAGCAGUGGAACAUUAA